AUGGGCAUUUACCAAGACUUGACAAUUGCGCAUGAUUGGGCGCUCCCAGUGCUUACAAUUUUUUCGCAUGAGGAUUACUCCAUUUACAUCGAAUUCCGGAAAUGGCACACUCUGUUCCUAACCAAAGUACAAGAAGGACUCCGUUGGGGGAAAAUUUCCCAGAACAGCGCGUUUGCCAAAAAGCGAGUGGGUAUCGCUUUGUUCGUGAUUUGCAAAUCACAGUCCGGAAAAAUGCUAGGAUGA
Molecule: messenger RNA, 243 nt
Organism: Letharia columbiana
Lineage: Eukaryota; Fungi; Ascomycota; Lecanoromycetes; Lecanorales; Parmeliaceae
Exons: 1
Coding region: 1-243 (80 amino acids)
Source: RefSeq, a predicted model, not a curated record